Molecule: messenger RNA, 6805 nt
Organism: Anoplopoma fimbria (sablefish)
Lineage: Eukaryota; Metazoa; Chordata; Actinopteri; Perciformes; Anoplopomatidae
Gene: plxna2
Product: plexin A2
Exons: 31
Coding region: 61-5766 (1901 amino acids)
Biological process (GO): positive regulation of axonogenesis; negative regulation of cell adhesion; regulation of GTPase activity
Cellular component (GO): semaphorin receptor complex
Molecular function (GO): protein binding; semaphorin receptor activity
Source: RefSeq, a predicted model, not a curated record
GUUCUUCCCCUCGUUCGUUCUCUCUGCUUCCAUUGCAGUUUCCUUGCAGGCCCAUCCAACAUGGCGGGCCUGCGGGCAACACGGAGGACUUUAUCGCCUGACCCCAAAGUAGGAGUUUUGGCUACUCUGCUAGGAUUUUGGCUUUUAGCCAUCCCUGCCUUGUGCAGUGGGCAGACAUUCACUACGUUCCACCCAGAACGCCGGGACUGGUUGUUCAACCACCUGACGGUUCACCAGACCACGGGGGCAUUGUAUAUUGGAGCAGUCAACCGUGUGUACAAGCUCUCAGGCAACCUGACCCUCCUGGUUUCCCAUGAUACAGGCCCAGAGGAUGACAACAAGGCCUGCUACCCCCCUCUGAUUGUCCAGCCCUGCUCUGAGCCCCUUACCUCCACCAACAAUGUCAACAAGCUCCUCCUCAUUGAUUAUUCCCAAAAUCGGUUGCUGGCCUGUGGCAGCCUCUACCAGGGCGUCUGCAAACUCCUCAGAUUGGAUGACCUCUUUAUCUUAGUGGAGCCCUCCCACAAGAAAGAGCACUACCUCUCCAGUGUCAACCAGACUGGGACUAUGUACGGGGUCAUUGUGCCGUCACAGGGCCAGGAUGGCACCCUAUUUAUUGGCACAGCAGUAGAUGGAAAACAGGACUACUUUCCCACCAUCUCCAGUCGAAAGCUGCCCCGUGAUCCAGAGUCUUCUGCGAUGCUAGACUAUGAAUUGCACACUGACUUUGUGUCCUCCCUCAUCAAGAUACCAUCAGACACACUGGCUCUGGUCUCCCACUUCGACAUCUAUUAUGUUUACGGCUUUGCCAGUGGCAGCUUUGUUUACUUCCUGACUGUGCAGCCCGAGACGCCAGAGAACAGCAUGUCGUCGAGCGGAUCCUCCAGUGACCUCUUCUACACUUCUCGCAUUGUCCGCCUCUGCAAAGACGAUCGCAAGUUUCACUCCUAUGUCUCCCUGCCUAUUGGCUGUGUGAAGAACGGCGUUGAGUACCGGCUGCUGCAGGCCGCCUACCUCGGCAAGCCAGGCCGCAUUCUUGCUGUCUCGCUCAACAUAAGCGCCCAAGAUGAUGUGCUCUUCACCAUCUUCUCCAAGGGCCAGAAGCAGUUCCAUCGCCCACCGGAUGACUCGGCGCUCUGCGUCUUCACCAUCCGAGACAUCAAUGCACGUAUCAAGGAUCGCCUGCAGUCCUGCUACCAGGGAGAAGGAAACCUGGAGCUCAACUGGCUGCUUGGGAAGGAUGUGCAGUGCACCAAAGCGCCCGUGCCCAUUGACGACUCUUUCUGUGGUCUGGACAUCAACCAGCCUCUCGGUGGUUCUCAGCUGGUGACCGGUCACACUCUCUACACAGAGACUCGGGACCGAAUGACUUCUGUCACCUCCUACAUCUACAACGGUUACUGUGUGGCCUUCGUAGGCACCAAGAGUGGACGCCUAAAGAAGAUUCGUGUCGACGGGCCGCCUCACGGUGGAGUCCAGUACGAGACGAUGUCGGUCAUCAAGGACGGCAGCCCUGUCCUGCGAGAUAUGGCUUUCUCCCUCGACCGCAACUACCUCUACGUCAUGUCUGAGAGACAGGUUACCCAAGUUCCCAUUGAGUCUUGUGAGCAGUACGGGACCUGUGGAGAGUGUUUGAGCUCCGGGGACCCACACUGCGGCUGGUGUGUCCUGCAUAAUAUCUGCUCUCAGAGGAACCGGUGUGAGCGUGCAGAUGAGCCUUACCGUUUCGCCGCCUCUCUCAACCAGUGUGUGAAGGCCACUGUGUACCCAGACAGCAUUGCGGUGUCAGAGCCCAGUGUACCUCUGCUGGUGAAGGUGAGCCACAGUCCAGACCUUUCUGCGGGCAUCACUUGCUCUUUCGGUAACCUGACGGAGGUGGAGGGACAGGUCAACGGCAACCAGAUAUUGUGUGUGUCUCCUGCUGCCAAGGAUGUCCCCCUCAUUCCCACUGACCAAGAUUGGUCCGGCGUUGAGCUGAGGCUCAACUCUAAGGAGACUGGUCAGAUGCUCAUCAGCACAGAGGUCAAGUUUUACAACUGCAGCGUCCACCAACUGUGUCUGUCUUGUGUGAACAGCGCCUUCCGCUGCCACUGGUGCAAGUACCGCAACUUGUGUACCCAUGACCCAUCCAGCUGCUCGUUCCAGGAGGGACGAGUCAACGCCUCUGAGGACUGUCCCCAACUGGUGCGCUCUGAGGAGAUUCUGAUCCCAGCGGGGGAGGUGAAGCCCAUCACCCUGAAGGCGAGGAACCUUCCCCAGCCCCAGUCCGGUCAGCGAGGCUACGAGUGCGUCCUCCACAUCCAGGGGGUCAGCCACCGGGUCACCGCCCUCCGCUUCAACAGCUCCAGCGUGCAGUGCCAGAACAGCUCGUAUCUGUACGAGGGGAUGAAAAUCAGUGAGCUGCCUGUGGAUUUCUCGGUGGUGUGGAACGGCAACUUCAUUAUUGAUAACCCGGAGGAUAUCCAAGUGCACCUGUACAAGUGUGCAGCCCAGCGUGACAGCUGUGGCACGUGUCUGAAGGCGGAGAGGAAGUUCCAGUGCGGCUGGUGCAGUGGGGAAGGAAGGUGUACUCUGCGGCACCACUGCCCUCCCAUCAAUCCUUACACCACCCGCUGGCUAAACCUGUCCACCAAGAAUGUCAAGUGCACCAACCCACGCAUCGCUGAGGUGACCCCAGUGGCUGGACCGCCAGAGGGAGGAACACGGGUAACCAUCCAUGGCACGAACCUCGGUCUGGCCUUCUCGGACAUGGUGGGCAACGUGGAGGUGGCCGGGGUGAGGUGUUCCCCUGUAGAGGAUGGCUACAUCAUCGCUGAACAGAUUGUGUGUGAGAUGGAUGCCGCUCCUGCAGACAACAGACCUGGUCCAGUCCAGCUGUGCGUUGGAGAGUGCAGACCAGAACUCAGGGCUCGCUCCUCGCAACUCUUCUCCUUUGUGACUCCCACGGUCACAGGUCUGUCCCCUAGCAGAGGUCCAGAGUCUGGAGGCACCAAAGUCACCAUAAUGGGAGAAAACCUCGGCGCCGGCAGCAGUGUCAACGUUCAGUUUGGAAACCAGACGUGCGAGUUCUUUGGACGGACCAUGACGGAGAUAGUGUGCUACUCCGCCCCUUCCCUGUCUGGGGUCGGCCAGGUGCAGAUCAGCGUGAGCGUGGACCGCGCCCAAGUCAGGGAGAGCCUCACCUUCGAGUACAUAGAGGACCCCACCGUCCAGCGCAUCGAACCUGACUGGAGCAUUGCGAGCGGCCACACCCCCUUGAUGGUGUCAGGGACCAAUCUGGACGUGGUUCAGGAGCCGAGGAUCCGUGUCAAAUAUGCCGGCCGGGAGUCUGUCAAUGUGUGUAAAGUAUUGAACAGCACCAGUAUGAGCUGCUUCGCCCCCUCCCUGAUGACAGAGUACAGUCCAGGUUUGGACACGGUCAAACACGCAGACGAGUUUGGGUUCAUCUUCAACAACGUCCAGGCGCUGCUGGUCUACAACAACACCAACCUCCUCUACUACCCAAACCCUUACUUUGAGCCCCUCAGCACUACUGGAGUCCUGGAGCAAAAACCGGGCUCACCCAUCAUUCUCAAGGGCAGAAACCUGGUUCCCCCAGCAUCAGGAGGGGUGAAGCUUAACUACACUGUGCUGAUCGGAGAGACUCCCUGCUCCGUCACUGUGUCUGAGAGCCAGCUGCUCUGUGAGCCGCCCAACCUCACCGGACAAUACAAAGUCAUGGUUCAGGUAGGCGGUCUCCACGUCUCUCCUGGUUCGGUCCGCAUAAUUUCUGACAGCCUGCUGACCCUACCUGCCAUUGUCAGCAUCGCUGCUGGCGGAGGCCUCCUCCUCAUCAUCGUCAUCCUCGUCCUCAUCGCCUACAAGCGAAAGUCGCGCGAAAAUGACCUCACCCUGAAGCGCUUGCAGAUGCAAAUGGACAACCUGGAGUCACGAGUCGCCCUGGAGUGCAAAGAAGCCUUUGCAGAGCUGCAGACAGACAUCAAUGAGCUGACCAGUGACCUGGACAGAGCUGGUAUCCCCCAUCUGGACUACAGGACAUACGCCAUGAGGGUCCUCUUCCCCGGCAUAGAGGAUCAUCCUGUCCUCAGAGAACUGGAGGUGUCAGGGAAUGGCCAGCUGAACGUGGAGAAGGCCCUGAAGCUGUUUGGCCAACUCAUCAACAACAAGGUGUUCCUGCUCACCUUCAUCCGAACCCUAGAAAUGCAGCGCUCGUUCUCAAUGAGGGACCGUGGCAACGUGGCCUCACUUAUCAUGACGGCCCUGCAGGGGCGACUCGAGUACGCCACCGACGUCCUCAAACACCUGCUGUCAGACCUCAUCGACCGCAACCUGGAGAGCAAGAACCACCCCAAACUGCUGCUGCGCAGAACGGAGUCGGUUGCAGAGAAGAUGCUUACAAACUGGUUCGCCUUCCUCCUCCACAAAUUCCUCAAGGAGUGUGCUGGGGAGCCUCUGUUCAUGCUGUACUGCGCCAUCAAGCAGCAGAUGGAAAAGGGGCCCAUCGACGCCAUCACUGGAGAGGCCCGCUACUCCCUUAGUGAAGACAAGCUCAUCCGCCAGCAGAUCGAGUACAAAACCUUGAUCCUGAACUGUGUGAACCCAGACAAUGAGAACAGUCCAGAGAUUCCGGUUAAGGUGCUCAACUGUGACACCAUCACCCAAGUGAAGGAGAAGAUACUAGACGCGGUUUACAAGAACAUGCCCUAUUCUCAGCGGCCACGUGCCGUCGACAUGGACCUCGAGUGGCGACAGGGGCGUAUGGCUCGGGUGGUGUUGCAGGAUGAAGACAUCACUACGAAGAUAGAAAAUGACUGGAAGAGACUCAACACUCUGAUGCACUAUCAGGUGUCAGACCGCUGCGUUGUGGCUUUGGUGCCCAAACAGACCUCAUCAUACAACAUUCCUUCCUCAGCCAGCAUAUCCCGCUCCUCUAUCAGCAGAUAUGAUUCUUCAUUCCGCUACACGGGCAGUCCCGACAGCCUCCGCUCACGUGCUCCCAUGAUAACCCCUGAUCUAGAAAGUGGUGUGAAGGUGUGGCAUUUGGUGAAGAACCACGAACACGGAGACCAGAAGGAAGGAGACCGCGGUAGCAAGAUGGUCUCUGAGAUUUAUCUGACCAGGCUGCUAGCUACCAAGGGUACUCUACAAAAAUUUGUGGACGAUCUUUUUGAGACGUUGUUCAGUACAGUUCACCGAGGGAGCACUCUUCCCCUCGCCAUCAAAUACAUGUUUGACUUCCUGGAUGAGCAGGCAGACAAACAUGGCAUUCAUGACACUGAUGUACGUCACACGUGGAAAAGCAACUGCCUUCCAUUGCGUUUCUGGGUGAACGUGAUCAAGAACCCGCAGUUCGUGUUUGACAUCCAUAAGAGCAGCAUCACGGACGCCUGCCUGUCUGUCGUAGCUCAGACCUUUAUGGAUUCCUGCUCCACUUCUGAGCACCGUCUGGGAAAAGACUCUCCAUCCAAUAAGCUGCUCUACGCUAAAGAUAUCCCCAAUUACAAGAGCUGGGUAGAGAGGUACUACGCUGACAUCAACCGGCUGCCGGCCAUCAGUGACCAGGACAUGAAUGCCUAUUUGGCAGAACAGGCCAGACUCCACUCCACAGAGUUUAACAUGCUCAGCGCUCUCAAUGAGAUCUACUCUUACAUCAGCAAGUACAGUGAGGAGAUCACAGCAGCCCUGGAGCAGGACGAACAGGCGAGGAAGCAGAAGUUGGCCUACAAGGUGGAGCAGCUCAUCUCUGCCAUGUCCCUCGAGAGCUGAGAGCGACCGCCACUCAAAGAGAGAGAGAGGACGAGUUAGAGACAGGAACGCAGUCUCUACAGAGCCUCCCAAAACGGUCCCGAAAUUACUUACCUCUCACCGUGGGAGCUAGAACCACGAACCAGACCUGGGACCUCUCUGCAUCCACAGCCGGACAGACAUACAACUGCUUUAGUUUGUAAUCUCUCACCUCCUUCCAUGAUGGCACCAGCUAAGGGCCCACAGACUGAGAUAGAGGCCCCUGUAGCUGGAGCUAAUAAUGGCAUCAGCAGAGAAAGGCAACAACAUGGCUUGUAUUUAUAUUUUUUAUUUUUGUCUCUUUUUCUCUCAGUUUGACAGGAAACUGUAUGUUGUGUGUGUGUGUGUGUGUGUGUGUGUGUGUGUGUGUGUGUGUGUGUGUGUGUGUGUGUGUGUGUGUGUGUGUGUGUGUGUGUGUGUGUGUGUGUGUGUGCACGAGUGUGUGUUUGUGGCGUACUGAGGAAGACUCCUGCAAGAACGAGAGAGCAAAUGGAGGAACAAAUUUAUUCCCCACCAAGUCAGAAACUCACAUUUGAGUGUGAAAUGGAGACAAAAAAAAAGGCGAGAAGCACGAGGAGAGGAUCUCAUGUUGGACAGCUGAGUUUGCAUUCAGAUUUCUCAGAUUUUAUUUUUGUACUUGUACAUUUGAAUAUUAUCAGUUGCAGUUGAAAAAUCCACCCAGGAUCCCAUAGGUGUUGUUGUAUAAAGACAUUAAGAGUACAACACUACAUGAGCGUAGUGCGGUAGUGAAACGGACCGUUGUCCAAGUCUUCUCUCACUCCUUCCCUUGGACUUUGGACUGAUGCUUCACGUGACACGGACAAAACCUCUUUCCUUUUUAUCCAAUCAGAAGUGUACAGGAAAAACAUGAAACUUGUGCUCAUCAUCAAAGAGUCAACGGAACUCUGCUCGUGGUGGUCACAGUUCAGCCGGCAUGCUUGCACCUAACCUGAGGAUGACGGAGAUAAAGUCUAUAGUGUAUUUAGGAGAUGACCUUAAAUCAUCAUCAUCAAUCUGGUGU